GCUGCAUUUCCUCUUUGUGUGGAAACUGAGGUGAGCUAAAUAGAUCUUGUGGCUUCUGCUGAGGCAGAGUAAUCAGAAUGGAGCUGAACACAGUGUCCUUUCUGCUCUAUGCAACAGCAUUGCUGUUUUUUGGUGAACAGACAGCUGCACAGUCCAGUCCGGGGGUUCUUCUGACUGCUAAUCCUCCAUGGUCAGCUGUGUUCCCAGGAGAGACGAUUACUCUCACCUGUCAGGUUAUUGGAUCUGAGGGGUGGACAUUUUACUGGAUCAGACACAGACAGGGGGGCCUAGCACAACUUCCAGGCUCCAGUGGUGAUGGCUCUGUGCUGGUUCUGCAUGCUGUGAACGAGAGAGAGAGUGGAAUGUAUCAGUGUGUAGCUGCAAAAGGGAAAGACCAAGUUUCCAGUAACUUCCAUAACAUAACAGCAUCUGCUACUCGUCCUCAGGCUGUCAUAGUCACAGAUCCCCCAGCCUCAGUGAUGUUCAGAGGAGAAACCGUUACCUUGACUUGUGACAUCAGGAAAGGGUCUGGCUGGAGAUAUUCAUGGAUGAGAAAAACCAAGAGAACAUUGGAGAGUCUCAGUGCCCAUAGUACCGAAAGCCAACAAAGGCACAUCCUGCACUCUGUAAAAGAGUCAGACAGUGGAGAGUACUUCUGUCAGGGUGAACGAGGACAAAAUCCUGUUAUACAGUCUGUCUCUGGAUCACUUGUGUUAAAUGUGUCUGGGGGAAAGCCAAAGCCUGUUAUUACCCAGACUUCCCCCAGCGGAGAGAUGUACACAGGAGAGAAUGUCACCCUGAACUGUGGGUUUAAGGGAGAUCCUGCUGGCUGGGAGUAUUUCUGGUACAAAGACAGAUCCAAUAUCCUGACAGAGGGAAAGCCAAAGCCUGUUAUUACCCAGAAUGCCCCCAGCAGAGAGAUGUACACAGGAGAGAGUGUCACCCUGAGCUGUGGGUUUGGGGGAGAUCCUGCUGGCUGGGAGUAUCUCUGGUACAAAGACACACAGAGAACAGCUCUGCCCAACACAAGCAAGUCUGAAGGGUCCAGUUACACCAUCAGCCCUGCUGCUCUGGCCCACAGUGGAGAGUACCGGUGUCCCCAGCCAUCCAUUUUCCAGGGUCACUACUGCCUGAGGCUGAGCUUCAAGAUCCCAUAA
Messenger RNA from Conger conger (European conger), 1157 nucleotides. RefSeq names its product Fc receptor-like protein 5. Lineage: Eukaryota; Metazoa; Chordata; Actinopteri; Anguilliformes; Congridae. The record is from RefSeq and is a predicted model, not a curated record. Gene Ontology annotation, molecular function: transmembrane signaling receptor activity. The transcript has 8 exons. Gene Ontology annotation, biological process: cell surface receptor signaling pathway. The coding region runs from base 78 to 1157 and encodes 359 amino acids.